AUGCCCGACCCUGAACGUCGCCGGUCUCGGGUUGCCACUUGUGAGGAUUGGGAUGAAGAUGCCCAAACCACCCUUCCUGGCUCCCGAACCACCGCGAAUGCCAAUGUUUCCAUCAAGCGCUCCGAGCAAGACCUCGCUGCUGGACGUAUGGAAAUCAAAGGCAAAAUGAAUGGUGUCGACUCGGGAUAUGCAAGUCGCGCCGAUACUAUCGUCAGCGAACCAACCUCCGUACGUCGAAGAACUUACGAAUCCAAGAACGACCCCCCUGCCGGCAUUGUUGAGAGAGAGCGCCAGCCAUACUCAAUGGCCCAGUCGACACCUCAGGCACCUCCCCCGUCGACACCAGUGAAACCUAUCGUUCGUCGCCAGCCAUCGUCGCGGCCCAAGGACACCCACGUCCCCGAGCCACAACCAAGCAAGACUCCUCAGGUUCAUCCAUCCGGAACUUGUCAAGUUUGUGACCGUUUUGGGUGGCACGACCCCAGAGAGAUAUCAAGAAUCACAGCAACAGCCCCACAACAGCCCCCGUCACCUGUUGCCGUUCGGGCGGUCGCUGUUGGUCGAUCAAAAGAUGAUGAUGUCCUGCUUGCCAAAACCAAAAGGUCAUCCUCAAUGCGCCAACCACGGCCUUUGAGUGUCGUCACCAAUCCCUCGAAUCCUCCACAAUUUGUUCAACCAGCCAUGUACGCCACCCCUGUGUUCGCGGCAACGCCAGCUUGGUCAACGCCUGCGACUCCCAUAUAUGCUCAGCAAUUACCAGCCUACACAUAUGCUCCGCCUCCGGCACCCACGCCCGGCCCAACUCAAUAUGCACCAUAUCCACCACCCGCCCAUGCUUAUUUCGACCAGGUCUCUAUCCCAGAACCACGCUCGCUUCAAGCGAGUCGGAAGUCUAGCCCGACCCGACGUUCAGCUCACUAUGGGGAACCUGUCAUCAAUCAAGGCCACAACAAUUCAUAUGCUGUACUAGACAGAGUUCCCUCCUGGGAGAACAGGCCAGCCGCGGUGUCGCACAAAUCGCAACGAAGUAUUGAUCAAGAUCGCAUGCCGCCCCCACCAAAGCCGCAAUCUCAGGAUCCUAGUCUAUCGCGACGACCAAGUAAUCGAAGGUCCAAGACUUAUAUCCAAGAGGACCUCCCACGACAACGACCAGCACAAGAAUCUUCGCGCGAUGAGCGGGAGUACGAAAUAAUGCCCCCAACAACAGCGCACCGUUCUCGACGGGAAUCUGGCACACUGCCACCCAGCUCUUACAGGGGGCCAGCGGUUGUCGACUCUCGGCCUAUGUUGGGCAGGAAAACAGUGUCCUAUUCGACUGCAGAGGCCACAAUGAAGGUGGCCUCCUCCAAGACUAGCUCACACCGACGCACGACCUUACCAUCUAUGACUCUGGAACAGAAAGAAGCCGAGGCGGAGGCUUACCAACGCAAACGCAGCAGUGCCACCCAUCAUCUGACUCCCGAGGCUCUUCGAAAUCUAGAAAAAGGUUCUGCCGGUUCAAGAUCAGAGACAGGUAGCAGCUAUAGCCACAAGAGCCAACAAUCUUCAUCAAAAGAUUCUUCUCGUGGACGAAGUCAAACUCACUCUAGUGCUGCAGCGACCAAUAUCAAUUUCGGUGGUCUGAGCGUCAAUAUUCCGGCAAAUUUCAAAUCCGAACGCCCGGUCAGCAUCAAUUUUGGAGAUGUCACCCUGACCAUGAACAAACCUCAGGAUAAACCACUGGACCGACCCCGGGAGCAAAAACGCAUUGAACGAGCUCCCAGUGUUACUAGCAAAACUUCAAAGAAAAGCAUUGCCAGUAGCAAUGUUUCCAGCACUGAUGCUCCUAAAAAGACAUCCAGGAGAAUAUCACAGUUGGAAGAACGACCGAAGCUGAGUCGCCAACAUAGCAGAGCACCCAGUGCCACAGGAGUCACCUAUGAAUACACAACUGUCAGGAAGCAGAGUGUGGAUCCUACCAAAUACGAAGAUUAUUAUGGAGCCUAG
Exophiala bonariae is the source of this 1986-nucleotide messenger RNA. RefSeq lists its product as uncharacterized. The transcript has a single exon. The coding region runs from base 1 to 1986 and encodes 661 amino acids. The record is from RefSeq and is a predicted model, not a curated record. NCBI's taxonomy places the organism in Eukaryota, Fungi, Ascomycota, Eurotiomycetes, Chaetothyriales, Herpotrichiellaceae.